Mytilus trossulus (common blue mussel) is the source of this 2423-nucleotide messenger RNA. RefSeq names its product F-box/WD repeat-containing protein 5-like. The transcript is spliced from 8 exons. Gene Ontology annotation, cellular component: SCF ubiquitin ligase complex; Cul4-RING E3 ubiquitin ligase complex. The coding region runs from base 239 to 2404 and encodes 721 amino acids. The record is from RefSeq and is a predicted model, not a curated record. Gene Ontology annotation, molecular function: protein binding. Lineage: Eukaryota; Metazoa; Mollusca; Bivalvia; Mytilida; Mytilidae. Gene Ontology annotation, biological process: protein ubiquitination.
CUCCCUUGAUUAAUGGUGGAAGAAAAAUAAAUCGAUCAACAGAGAUUGAAAACAAUGACAUAAUUUCCAUUUCUUGCAUCUAUAUAGAGCAUCACGUUAUAAUACUUCGCUAUCUUUUAGAUAUAUUGAACAGUCGGUGUUAGAUCUGAACGCAAUAAUACACUUGGAAACUGACAACCAGUGGGCCGAUUCUAGGAAAGAAGUAUUGUUUUUAAUGAUGGACUUGCCAACAUGACAAAUGGAUGAUAUGCCCAUAGCCUGUAUUUGGGAAAGUAUUCCUGAUGAUAUUAUACUCCACGUAUUUUCUUUCCUCCCAGCAGCAUCAUUACUACAGGCAGCUCAAGUUUGCAGAUGUUGGUACAGAGUAAGCAGAGACGAGCUGCUUUGGAAGGAUGUAUUCUACAGACAUUGGAAAAUUGAUAGAAAUAUACCCAUGGCACCUGGCAAGUCGUCAUGGUUACAGGAAUAUAAACGUCUUCAGUACCACACGCCAGCGGUAGAGAGUGAGGUGAUUAGACAACACACAGAUCAGGUUUUACAUGUCAGCUUCUCACACAAUGGAAAAAUGUUUGCUACAAGUUCCAAAGAUGGAUUUAUUAAGGUUUGGAAUACAACAUAUCCUAUAUCCUUAAAGUAUAAGGAGAAUAUGAAACGUUUUACUUGGAAGUAUACACAGUUCUCACAGUUCAAUGAGAGUGAUACACUGCUACUAGUUUCUGGGGUUCAUUUUGGUUCCAACAGCACAUCAGGAGAAAUAGCUGUGUUUUCACUACAGGGUAACUUUGAACUACAAGCUCGAGUUAUCAACAAACCAUAUGAUGUAUUUGGUACUUGGUAUAAUGACAGUCAUUUAGUAUCUGGGAGCCUUCAUUGGACAGGACAAUUACAGUCUUGUUCUGUUUUAUGGCUUAAUAAGGCGUUUCAAGACACAGAAAAUGAACAUGAAUCAGUGGUGAUGAGACUAUAUAAACUGAAAAAUAUUAAUGCUAGUUCAGUUCGGACUGUUAUGGUUGCUAGCUGUCGAGAGGUGAUGGAAACAGACGACAAAGACGAGAUCGGUAAAGGGAGCAAACGUGUACAGGAUAAAGCUGAUAGAGAAGACAAUAAUGAAAGCUCUUCCAAAAUUGCUAAGAAAAAUAAGGAAAAAUUUCUUGGAACUAUUGAGUAUAAACAAGAAUAUCGUGAUGCUGAGAAAAGUCAUAAGAAAUUUACCCAAAAGUCUGAAAACAGUAAGAUGUCAAAUCAGUGUGGUAGUAAUCAUAGUUCUUUUUCUGAAGACGAUCUGGUGAGACAGUUAAGUGACAAUGAUCUACCGAAUUCAAAUAAUCAAACUCCUAUUAGAGGUACCAAGGAUAUCUCUAUGCCAGAUGUAGAUAAACUAGUUGAAAAAACAACUAAGUGUGUCUCUUUGUCCUCAGAAACAAUUGAUACUUCCAUAAGUGGUAAUCCAGUGAACCCUACCAAUGGUUCGAUCCAAGAUACAUCUAAUAGUAACAACUCGGCUCAGAAUUCUAGUUCGAGUCAGUGUGGCUGUGGGAGUUCAUGUUCUUGUCAUGGUGGCAUGUACUUAGAUGGAGCCACGUUUGGUUCACCGCUCCAGUCACAUUUCUUUCGAAGUAAUGACCACAGAGUGGCAUUAGAUGAUUGGAAUCCUGCGUCUGCUCUUCACAUGGGAGAUACAAGUAUAACUUACCCAAACUUUAUAACUGCUGACUCAACUAGUCCACAGAAAGGGAACAUUUUAGAUAAAUUCUUAAUAUUUACACAGGGUUCAAAGACAUAUACACCACAUCAGAUUGGAAUUAAGAGAAUAAAGCCGCUAGAAAAGAUAUUGGGAGAUGAGAGACCGCUUUUACCAGAUAUUGAAUUCAAUUCACCAGCAUUGGAAUCCAUAGCAUAUGAUAAACUUGAUAAAGUUAUAGACAUGCAUGGUCAUAUCAUAGGAUUAGCCUUAUCUCCUGAUCAUCGGUAUUUGUAUGUGAACUGUAGACCUUGGCCAAAGGAUUAUGACAUACAGAAUCCCUUAGCUCCGCCUCCUAUUGCUCAGGAGAUUGACAUCCAUGUGAUAGACUUACUGAGGCUGGCAGAAGUUGGUACCAUGUAUAGAGCACACAAAGCCUACACUCCCAAUGAUGAAUGUUUCUUCAUUUUCCUUGAUGUUAGUCAGCAGUAUGUUGCCAGUGGAGCUGAAGACAAGCAUGGGUAUAUAUGGGAUCGUCACUAUGGAGUCUGUCUAAGUAAAUUUCGUCAUGAAGAUGUAGUAAACUGUGUAGCAUUCAGUCCGAGCGACUCAGAAAUUUUAGUGACUGUUAGUGAUGACUGCACUAUUAAGAUUUGGCGUUCACUGAAUCGUGAAAAAUCUAUGAAAUUCACUGGUUUGUUUAAUCCUGGACUAUAUAUGUGAUAUUUGUCAUAAUAUAAUA